This is a messenger RNA of Lacerta agilis (Sand lizard), 2381 nucleotides long. It is a transcript of the gene SLC36A4, whose product is annotated as solute carrier family 36 member 4. The record is from RefSeq and is a predicted model, not a curated record. Gene Ontology annotation, cellular component: vacuolar membrane. Gene Ontology annotation, molecular function: L-proline transmembrane transporter activity; L-alanine transmembrane transporter activity. The transcript has 11 exons. NCBI's taxonomy places the organism in Eukaryota, Metazoa, Chordata, Lepidosauria, Squamata, Lacertidae. Gene Ontology annotation, biological process: amino acid transmembrane transport; L-alanine transport. Bases 78 to 1568 code for a protein of 496 amino acids.
UGCGCAGCCGCUCCUUGCGGCGCUGGGGCUCCACAUUGGCGGAAGGAGUCGUGGAGCGAACCAUAGAGAGGGCAGAGAUGGAGACGGCGGCAAGAGAAGAAUUAGAUCUCGAAGUAAUGAAGCCGUUAAUAGCAGAGCAGAAUUCGGACAGCGAAGAUGAGAAUGAAAAUGAAUUGCUGCCGCCAGAGAAGAAGUAUCAACUCGAUAACCAGGACAGCAUUUCGUUUGUACAGACACUCACUCAUCUCCUCAAAGGAAACAUUGGAACUGGACUUCUAGGCCUCCCGCUUGCAAUAAAAAACGCAGGCCUUCUGCUUGGGCCAUUCAGUCUUUUGUUCAUUGGGAUUGUAUCCAUCCACUGCAUGCACAUUUUGGUGCGAUGCAGCCAUUACCUAUCCCAAAGAUUUAAAAAAACUACCUUAGGGUAUAGCGACACAGUUAGCUAUGCGAUGGAAGUGGGUCCCUUUAACGUAUUGCAGAAACGAGCUUCUUGGGGAAGAUAUGUUGUGGACUUCUUCCUUGUGAUUACGCAGCUGGGCUUCUGCAGCGUUUAUAUUGUGUUCUUGGCAGAAAACGUGAAACAAGUUCACGAAGGCAUUGUUGGAAAUAAAUCUGGUGUGAACGCCACAGGAACCAGUGGCCCUUCAGACAAAAGGACUAUUGAUCUGCGAAUAUAUAUGCUGUGUUUCCUCCCUUUUACUAUCCUCUUGGUCUUUAUCCGCGAUCUUCGGAGUCUGUCUGUGCUCUCACUCCUCGCAAACAUAGCCAUGGCCAUCAGUCUUGUGAUCAUUUAUCAAUAUGUUAUCCAGGGUUUAUCCAUUCCUCGAAAACUGCCUCUAGUGGCUGAUUUGAAGAGGUACCCGCUUUUCUUUGGCACGGCUGUCUUCGCUUUUGAAGGAAUAGGAGUGGUCCUCCCCCUCCAGAACAGGAUGAAAGAAGUUGACCGCUUCCCAAUGGCCCUCAACAUUGGCAUGGCAAUUGUGAUGACCUUGUAUGUCUCGUUGGCCACCCUGGGGUAUAUGUGCUUUGGGGACGAAAUCAAAGGCAGCAUCACUCUGAACCUGCCGCAUGCAUGGUUGUACCAUAUGGUCAAGAUCCUCUACUCUUUUGGGAUUUUCAUUACCUAUUCGAUUCAGUUCUACGUCCCGGCUGAGAUCCUCAUUCCGGCCGUUGCUUCCCGGGUGCAGCAGAAGCUGAAGCUGUUCUGCGAGCUGGCGGUCAGGGCGCUCUUGGUCUGCUCAACUUGCGUUCUGGCUGUUUCAGUCCCUCGCCUGGACAUCGUCAUCUCUCUCGUCGGAGCCAUCAGCAGCAGCACGUUAGCCUUGAUCCUGCCACCGCUGGUCGAAAUCCUCACGUUUUACAAGGAGAAGCAAAGUCUGUGGAUGCUUCUGAAAGACGUCUGCAUCGCCUCCAUGGGCGUGAUUGGCUUCGUAACCGGAACGUACGUGGCCGUGAAAGAGAUAGUUUAUCCGGCUUCUUUGAUUUCUCUCAACGCUACAGAGCCGUCUCCGGGCUCUUUCAAUGUUUCGCACUUAGCCGGGACGCCGGUUCACCUUGGAAAAGUAUGAACUUUCUGGAGCUCCUCGUUCUGGACUUCUUUGAGAACCAAAAAAUCUGAAUGUGAAGGUUUGGAGAUGGGAGCCUGUCAAUUGCAUUUUGGGCCCGAGGUCUUUGCAUUCCUUCCUUUCCCAUUUGACCUCACGAAGAGCACUGUUUCAAAGUAUUAUGGCUUCCCACAUAUUUAUUUGCAAAUGGGACCAGAGAGCAAAACACUAUUCUGACACCACGUUUGGCCGAUACAAACCAACGACUUUCCCGUUCAUGUCUUGUAUGGCCACAGUCUGCCUGUCCAAGCUCUUCUCCGUCGCAAGCCCCACAGCAGUUGAGAGAAUACAGAUGUGCUUUUAAAAUGUGAAUUCUGUUAGGUUGGUUAUGGGGCUUAGCCACAGACACCUCUCAGUAGGUUCUGCUCCCCCAGGGGCCAGGUUUUGAGCUAGCUCCUCCCUGCAGUUUCCUUCCCCUUGCAGGUCACUGCCCAUGAAAUGAAAUGUAACUAAAUGAACAGGUUCCAAAGCACAGGGUAAAGAGAGACCAAAUGUGUCAAAGUUGUGUCUUCAAUUGCAGUGAUGAGGAUAUUAAAACCUGUUUAUGCAAAACAACAAAAGUAACCUCUGCUGCGAUGAGAUUUUGCACGUGCAAUGUCUGCUUAGUUAUUUUUAGUGGAGCAGAGCCACGAUUAUGAGUUCCCGUGUAAGCUUGUUUUAAAUGGUUUUCUCUCUCUCUCUCCGUCAUAACUUGAUUUUGACUCUACAAACUUGCAAGCUCCUGUAUAUUUUUCUAUUUUAUUCCUAACACUGUAGAGCAAUUCCUAUAUUUUGUAC